Striga asiatica is the source of this 2679-nucleotide messenger RNA. The record is from the annotation of a GenBank genome assembly. NCBI's taxonomy places the organism in Eukaryota, Viridiplantae, Streptophyta, Magnoliopsida, Lamiales, Orobanchaceae.
GUUUAUAUUAAACCUAGCUAGCCCCAUUCAAAGUUUCAAACAAUGGCGUCUGCAAUCUGCAACCACUCACCGAUAGCCCCAGCCGCCCAAAAGAGCUUUCCGUCCAACAAAUUUCCUUUCCGUUCCUUCUAUCUAUUCAAACAGCAAAAUGCGGCUCCAGCCACGGCCAUCCGCUGCUCCCUCCGCCGGCCGGAGUACAUCCCGAACCACAUUCCGGACCCAAAGUAUGUCCGCAUAUUUGACACCACGCUCCGAGACGGCGAGCAGUCCCCCGGCGCCACCAUGACCACCAAGGAGAAGCUUGAUAUCGCCAGACAACUCGCUCGUCUCGGGGUCGACAUAAUCGAGGCCGGUUUCCCAGCCUCCUCUGAUGCCGACUUUGAAGGUGUCCGAUUGAUCGCGCGUGAGGUCGGAAAUGUGGAUUCCGAUCAUGUGCCGGUCAUCUGUGGCUUGGCCAGGUGCAACAAGCGGGACAUCGAUAGGGCGUGGGAGGCUGUGAAUUUCGCCAAGAAGCCUAGGAUACACACGUUUAUCGCGACUAGUGAAAUUCACAUGAAGUUUAAGCUGAAGAUGACCCCGGAGCAGGUCAUUGAGAAGGCUAGGAGCAUGGUGGCUUAUGCCAGAAGUUUAGGAUGUGAGGACGUCGAGUUCAGCCCCGAAGAUGCUGGAAGAUCAGAUAGGGAGUUUCUUUACCAGAUCCUGGGAGAAGUCAUCAGGGCUGGUGCAACAACUCUUAACAUACCUGACACAGUCGGCUAUACUUUACCCAAUGAAUUUGGACAAUUAAUCGCUGAUAUAAAAGUCAACACCCCUGGAAUUGAAAAUGUGAUUAUUUCGACUCACUGUCAGAAUGACCUUGGACUUUCCACUGCUAAUACUUUAGCGGGUGCAUAUGCUGGUGCAAGGCAACUGGAAGUAACCAUUAAUGGCAUUGGCGAGAGAGCUGGUAAUGCCUCACUGGAGGAGGUUGUAAUGGCAUUGAAAUGCCGUGGAGAGCAAGUACUGGAUGGACUUUAUACCGGGAUCAAUACACACCACAUUAUUAUGGCAAGCAAGAUGGUAGAAGAAUACAGUGGUCUGCGUGUGCAGCCACAUAAAGCAAUUGUUGGGGCUAAUGCUUUUGCUCACGAAAGCGGAAUACAUCAGGCAUGGCUUGUUCUUUUGCUUGUUGCAAACCCUUCGAGGUCACGUAACAUGAAAACUAGGGUGAACUUGUGGUUGUCAUUUACUGAGAUGAUAGUUAUAGUGAAUCGUAUAGAAAGGCCCAAGUGGUUCUUAAUAAAUGGGGGCAAUUGUGUCAAGCUUUUGCCUGAUGGCUCUGAUCUAAACCUCUUAAAAUUACAACAACAACAACAACAACAACAACAACAACAACAUACCCAGUAUAUUCCCAACAGGUUGGGGUCUGGGGGUUCAGUUGAUGGGAUGCUCAAACAUAAAAAUACAUAUGAAAUUAUAUCUCCUGAAGAUAUUGGACUUCUUCGCUCCAAUGAGUCUGGUAUAGUGCUUGGAAAACUCAGUGGGCGCCAUGCUUUGAAAGCCAAAAUGUUGGAGCUUGGGUAUGAUAUUGAUGGAAAGGAACUUGAUGAUCUUUUUACACGUUUCAAAGAUGUCGCGGGAAGUAAAAAGACUAUCACUGAUGAUGACUUGGUUGCACUGGUCUCGGAUGAAGUUUUCCAGCCACAAGUUGUUUGGAAACUUGAAGAUGUUACAUGUGGAAGUCUUGGUCUUUCCACUGCCACAGUCAAACUCUCAGAUGCUGAAGGCAAUGAGCAUAUUUCUUGUUCAGUUGGAACAGGGCCAGUUGAUGCAGCAUAUAAGGCGGUUGAUCUUACUGUUAAGGUUCCUGUGACACUUCUCGAGUAUUCCAUGAAUGCAGUCACCGAAGGUAUUGAUGCUAUUGCAACAACAAGGGUUUUAGUUCGUGGAGAAGAUAGUGUUACAUCAACCCAUGCUUUGACAGGGAAGACUAUCAACCGUGCAUUCAGUGGCACUGGAGCAGCUAUGGAUAUUGUCAUCUCGAGCGUUCGAGCUUACGUUGGUGCACUCAACAAGCUGCUGGGUUUUAAGGACCGAUCACAAACUGAGGAUCCCAGUGAAAGCAAGGUUUUGCAUGCAUAUAAGUGAUGCAACUGUGUGGCUUGUUCUCGGCUAUCGUCAGUAGCCUGAAGUUGAGGUCUUUUUCUUCGACUUGUUUGAGAUAUCCUCGCAAAGAGUGUAGUGUAAUCUUGUAUUUAUUUCAUGCGUCAUUUGCAUUGCAUUACUUGACAGAUUUGCUGCAGCUAAAAAAUCGACUAUAGCAAAUUAGAGUUAAGAGGGUGUUUGGUUGAUGCUGUAAAGGCUCUUAAAAAGAUCGCAAGUAGAAGUUUUUAGUGGGUAAUUCAUAUUUGGAUUUUAUUUGAAGUGUUAAUUUCUAGAUAUCUUCGGUAGUUCAGUUUUCCUCUUAAUGGAUCACUUCAAAUUUGGUUUUAAUACAGUAAGAAUAAUUGAACCAUUAGGCGGUGAUACAAAUUGAAUUUAUAGUUUUGUGGAUUACAUUCAUACAAUGUCUAUUUUCCCAUCCGAUGGUUUAAUUUACAAAAAAACAUCAAGGACACGAAUUUCUGGUUUUCUGUGUAAAUGCAAUCUUCAAUCUCUUCCACACAAAUCUUUAGAUUAUAUAGAGUUGCUCAACGCCAG